Coffea arabica (coffee) is the source of this 3474-nucleotide messenger RNA. RefSeq names its product putative late blight resistance protein homolog R1A-3. Gene Ontology annotation, molecular function: ADP binding. Lineage: Eukaryota; Viridiplantae; Streptophyta; Magnoliopsida; Gentianales; Rubiaceae. Gene Ontology annotation, biological process: defense response to other organism. The record is from RefSeq and is a predicted model, not a curated record.
AUGGCCUCUUCCACCUCCUCCAACUGUGUAGAUUCAGUCUUGAAUGCUCUGGAAAAUCUGGAUGGCCUUUGGGAUUUAAAUGUUUAUCAAUCUGAGCAACUGAAGCGGGAGUAUAGACUCAUGAGGACAUUUCUUCUCUGCGCCAGAAUAUGGGGCACUUCUGACAACAAAGAGCAUGUAAGCUAUCUAGAAUCUUUCAUGUCUAAACUCGAAGCUGGUAUCCAUAAACUUGCACUCAAACUUCAAAUGGAGCAGAAAACAGACCGAGUAUUCAAUAAACGGCUGUUUAUUUUGACUAGUAGCGUUCAAAGGAGUAUCAAAAGUUUUAAGCAAACAAUCAACCAUUUUUACUUCAUUUUCUCGAAUAGUUUGUUGCAAACUAGUGAUUGUCUGACGGCGCAUGAGUUGAUGGAACUCAUCGACUCUGUCCUAGAGAAUCUGGUGGAUGUUCUCCUCUGCAUACUUGGAUAUGAUGAUCAAGAUCUGCUGGAACUAUGCAAAGACCUCCAGGAGAAGCUAAGGUUCUUCCAAAGUUUGAUUCGCUUUGCUGUGCUGCGAGUUGUUGAGCAAAGGCAACUGGGAGCUGCCUUAUCCCACAUCAAUUCUGUGGCUCUGAAUGCAGCAGACCUCUUUUCCAUGUGUUGGUUUGACAUAAAAGGUGAACAAGUGUCCAACCAAGUGCAAUAUAAGAUUUCAGAACUGUUACAGAAGAUCAACCCCUUUGAUCCUCAAGUCCGUGACAUUUAUAUCCAAGUCCUAGUAGCUUCUAAUUCAUCAGGAUCAUGCACUAUGUCGAAGGAGAGUAAUAAGCAUAGAUUGGGGAAUUUAGUUGAUGCUCUCCUAGAUAAUUUUUGGGAGCUACUUAAUUGCAAUACCGGGUUAAUGGAUUCUGCAACCAGUCAAAUGCAUAUAGUCUAUGAGGGACUGAGAUUCUUGAGAACAAUUCUUAAAAACCAGCAUGAGAACUUUGAUGAGCUACCUGAAAACGUGAAGGAUACUAUUGGAGAUGCUGUUGGUGAAGCUAAAAAUGUGAUCCACUCACUUUUUAUGCAUGAAUUGAAAGAGGACUCUGCCAAGGAUAUGGAUCUUGUGUUCUUUGCUUUCCAAAAAAAUAUUAAGCUUAUUGAGGCGGAAGUUGGAGACAGAUAUGCAGUAACAGCAACAUUUAAAUCUCCCAGCGCCAUCAUGGCAGAGGUUAAUCUUGUUAAUAUGGAAUAUGUGGGGAUUGGUGAUGAUGAAUUCAGCUAUGAAGCUCAAAAGGAAGCGCAGGCUACGCCCCAUUCACAGUUGCAAUGGACUUCGCCAACAUUCAAUCAAGUUGUGGUGGGAUUUCAUGAUGAGGCAGGACAAAUAAUCUGUCAGCUUACAGGAGGAUCAGGAGCAUUGGACGUUGUUUCUAUUGUUGGCAUGCCUGGACUGGGUAAGACUACUUUAGCUAAUAUAGUUUACCAUGAUCCGAUGAUUGUAUGCCACUUCCAUAUUCGUGCUUGGUGUUGUAUUUCUCAAGUAUAUGGAAAGAAAGAUGUGUUGUUUCAGAUUUUGGCUUGCAUUGAUCCUUUGCGUUCUGAUGAAUACUCUAGAAUGGAUGCUGAUGAUCUUGCUAUAGCACUCUACCAUUGUUUAAAGGGACACAGGUAUCUCCUAGUUUUGGACGAUGUUUGGGACAUUGAGGCUUGGAAUGCGUUAAAAGUUUCAUUCCCAAAUGAUGCCAAUGGAAGCAGAAUUCUUUUAACAAGUCGAAUUUCUAGGUUGGCGUUGGAAGUUAAACCUGCAAGUAAACCUCUCCAUCUUCGCCAACUUACUGAUGACGAGUGCUUAGAAUUACUACAAAAGAAGCUGGUAGAAAGAGGUGGAUAUCCUCCAGCACUGUUUCUAUAUGGAAAGCAUAUAGCAAAAGGUUGUAAAGGGUUACCUCUAACAGUUGUUAUCACAGCUGGGAUUCUUGCAAAUUUAGAGCAAGAUGGUUGGGAAGAAAUUGCAGAAAGUCUAAGUUCGGAAACCGUGUCUGGCACAGAACAUUGCAAAAGUAUAUUAGAGCUGAGCUAUAAACAUGUACCUCAUUAUUUGAAGCCAUGCCUUCUUUAUUUUGGAGCAUUUCGAGAAGAUCAAGAGAUUCCUAUCUGGAGAUUGAUGCGGUUGUGGAUUGCUGAAGGCUUUGUCCAAAAGACAGAGGUAAAGAGCCUAGAGGACACAGCUGAGGACUACAUAAUGGAUCUAAUUGGGAGAAGCUUGGUUAUGGUUGACAAACCAAAAUCUACGGGUGGAGUCAAAACUUGCCGCAUCCAUGACUUGUUGCAUGAAUUUUGUUUGAGAAAAGCCACAGAAGAAAAUCUUCUAAAGUUGAGACGUGAUGAUGCAGGACUUCCUAAGUUUGAUGAGCCAAGUAAUACACGUCGAUUGUUUAUUUACUCUAAAGCAAGGCAUUUUCAGAAGUCAAGGCUAUUUUGUCCUCUUCUAAGCUCUCUAGUGGUCUCCACCCAGAGCGAGGAAUAUGGAACUCCAUACAAUGUCUCAUCCAUUUUUCGCAUCUUCAAACUUCUGAGAGUGUUGGAUUUGGGAAAAAUUAAUCUGGGAUUUGUUUUUCCUGGCGAAAUUACGUUGCUUGUUCAGUUGAGAUACUUGGCGUUUGCAGGUAGCAUGAAUUACAUCCCAUCAUCAAUAGCAAACCUUUGGAAUUUGGAAACUUUUAUUCUAAAAUCUUUGCAUGGUAGACUUUUUCUCCCAGAUACUGUUUGGAAUAUGCAGACAUUGAGGUGUCUCCAUGUAAGUGGCAAGUUUUUUGAUCUUAGUUUGGCCAAAGACAAAUUGGGCAGCUCCUCAGAUUUGUGUAACCUAGACACUAUAUCAGCUCUUGAGCUUGAUUUGGGGCAAAGCAUGGAUAAGAUAAUGAAGAAGUUUCCAAAUAUCCGCAAACUGAAAUGUAGUCUCCGGGAAACAGAAGAAUCUUGUGGGGAUUGGAACAAGAUUGUGGCAAUGGACUUUCUGAGACGACUGGAGUCACUGAAGCUGUCUUUUUACCGUGUGAAAGAGAAGGAUUAUGAGUUCAGUUUCCCCAUGAAUCUAAAAAAGUUGACCCUGGAAGCAUUUCCCUGGAGUAUGAUUUCCUCAAUAGGAAGCCUACCUAAUCUUGAGGUUCUCAAAUUACUGGGUACAAAAGCUGGUGGGGAAAAAAUAUGGAACAUGGAAGAAGGGGAAUUCCCUAAACUCAAAUUCUUGAAAUUGGAAUUGUUGUGCAUUGUCAGGUGGACGUGCUCCGGUGAUCAUCUCCCCUGUCUUCAGAAAUUGGUUUUGGAAAGCUGCUUAAACUUGGAGGAGCUCCCUUCUUGUUUGGGGGAAAUUCCAACUCUUGAAUUGAUUCAGGUGCAUCGCUGUCCAGGCCAUGUUGGAAGUCUGGUUCAAGAGAUUAAGGAAGAACAGAUGAACUGGGGAAAUGUGAAUCUGAAAAUCCUUGUCUUAGAUCAAAGAAGAUUGUGA